GAAGUUGCGUUAUAACAGGGCGCCUUUCUUCAAAAGUUUAGUAAUGCCUCUGUCAACUAAGCGGCAGGCUGAUGAUGAUCAAUACAUCUUUGUGGCCAGUUUGGAUAAUGCCCGGAAUCUUUCAAACAUAUUGAAGGCGAUCACCUUCAAAGAUCAUGCCAUCUUCAGAGCCACUUCUAAUGGACUGACAGUUACUGUGGAGGACACCAAAUGUCUUCAAGCCAAUGCCUUCAUUCAGACUGAGAUCUUCCAAGAGUUCACCAUUAGAGAAAAUUCAGUGGAAUUUCAGGUGAAUCUUGCUGUUGUACUGGACUGCCUUACUAUAUUUGGAGGAAGCACAGCGCCAGGAGUGACCACAGCCUUGAAAAUGUGCUACGAGGGUUAUGGCUACCCCCUGACCCUGUUUCUAGAGGAGGAUGGAGUGGUGACUACAUGUAAGAUCAACACAGAAGAACCAGAAGAGCCCAUUGACUUUAAUUUCUGCAGCACCAAUGUUACUAACAAGGUGAUCCUGCAGUCAGACUGUCUCAAGGAUGCCUUCUCUGAGCUGGAUAUGACCAGUGAGGUGCUGCAGAUCACUAUUUCUCCCAAUCCUCCGUACUUCAGGCUGUCCACGUUCGGGAACUCUGGAAAUGCUCACUUUGAUUUCCCCAAAGACUCAGAAAUGAUGGAGCUCUUCAACUGCACCAAGACACAGACUGACAGAUACAAAAUGUCCUUGCUGAAGCCAACCACCAAGGCCUUGGCUCGGUCCUGUAAAGUCUCUGUGAGAACAGACAGCAGAGGUUUCCUCUCACUACAGUACCUGAUCAGGAAUGAUGACGGACAGAUUUGCUUUGUGGAAUACUACUGCUGCCCCGACGAGGAGGGGGAAGAUGAGUGAUAAAGGCCUAUUAUGUGGCUUUAUGAUGGUCAGCCACAUUAAAAAAAAAAAGGACAAACCAUUAAAACAAGGCAGCACAGACAAUGAGAUGUACACAACAGUUUGGUUGUAAUGAGGACAAAUGGAACUGUUGAAAAUGCUGCAAAAAAAAAAUCCUCGUCAAUGUGAAUCGUUUGAUUUAACAUCAGAUGUUUUGGUCAAAGCGGUGUUUAAUGUCUUUUUACUGUUAACUCUGUAUUGAUAUAUUUUCCCAUAAUAAAGAAACACAUUUUGUGCAGUU
Molecule: messenger RNA, 1163 nt
Organism: Lampris incognitus (smalleye Pacific opah)
Lineage: Eukaryota; Metazoa; Chordata; Actinopteri; Lampriformes; Lampridae
Gene: rad1
Product: RAD1 homolog (S. pombe)
Exons: 7
Coding region: 44-883 (279 amino acids)
Biological process (GO): DNA damage checkpoint signaling; DNA repair
Cellular component (GO): nucleus; checkpoint clamp complex
Molecular function (GO): 3'-5' exonuclease activity
Source: RefSeq, a predicted model, not a curated record